Perkinsus marinus ATCC 50983 is the source of this 1507-nucleotide messenger RNA. Its product is annotated as Xylulose kinase, putative. The record is from RefSeq and is a predicted model, not a curated record. Gene Ontology annotation, cellular component: cytosol. Bases 11 to 1507 code for a protein of 498 amino acids. Lineage: Eukaryota; Perkinsozoa; Perkinsida; Perkinsidae. Gene Ontology annotation, biological process: xylulose metabolic process. The transcript is spliced from 10 exons. Gene Ontology annotation, molecular function: D-xylulokinase activity.
AUAACAACCAAUGGACUCCCCGCUCUUCCUGGGCUUCGAUGUAUCAACUCAAUCAUGCAAGGCAGUCGUGGUCGAUGAGAAUCUCAACACUGUCUUUUCUACCUCCCUUAACUUCGAUAAAGAUCUACCGCAGUAUCACACCAUCAACGGAGUGUCGAUCAAAGACUCUUCAGGAGUAGCCAAGUCGCCCUCGGCGAUGUUCUCCUCUGCACUUCAGCUCUCCAUAGAGCGACUACGACGAGCCGGGUGCCCACUGAAGAGGAUAGUAUGUAUCAGCGGGUCAGGGCAGCAGCAUGGUAGUGUCUACCUCGCCGCUACAGCGAUCAAUGGCCUACUACCUGAUGAUGACGAUACUGAUGAUGAUGAAGACCUUGGAGAAUGGCAGCUCGAGCACGGCUUGUUCGCCAUGAAAGAUGGGCCCAUCUGGAUGGAUACCUCUACCAGUGAGGAGUGUCGACAACUGGCACACUGUGUUGGAGGUGAUAAUAACUUGGCGAAACUCACUGGCUCGAAGGCAUGGGAGAGGUUUACUGGCAAUCAAAUUCUAAAGUUGCGGAGACACUCACCAGAGGUAUUCGAUCGGACGGCCAGGAUCUGCCUAGUCAGCAGCUUCUGCGCCGGUGUUCUCCUCGGACGCCCAACUCGAGUCGACUAUUCCGAUGCUGCUGGAAUGAACAUGAUGGAGCUCUCCUCCCUAAAUUGGUCUCGGCCAAUAUGCGACUUCAUCGAUGGGAAGAGCGCUGAUGCUUUGACCACCAGACUGGGCGGUCAACCCGUGGACCCGAUGGCCAUCGCCGGGAAUAUUUCAACGUAUUGGCAGCAUCGGUACGGCUUCUCACCGUCCUGCACUGUUAACUACUGGAGUGGAGACAACCCGUGUGCAGCCGUCGGGAUGGGCCUCCUCAAUAGUGGCGAUAUACUCGUCUCUUUGGGGACUAGUGACACGUGCCUCUGUGUGCUCCCUUCGAUGCCCGUGUCACCACCACCAUCAGCGUUCAUAUUCCCUCACCCUGUCAAGCCUGGAUCCUUCAUAGCCAUGCUAGUGUAUACCAACGGGGACGUCACUCGGAGGACUGUCAAGGGCAACAGAUCAUGGGAUCAGUUUUCGGAGUCGAUUCGAGCUAGCAGCCCUGGUAAAUAUCUAACGCUGUUCACGAGUACUCAGGAGAUCCUUCCUGCAUUACAAAAAGGUGAUCCAAUAACCGCCGAGAUUGGAAAUAGAGAUGACGAGGUUUCUCCGGGCAUUCUCGAGCGAUUCCCAGAGGGUAAACUGCUGGUCACAGGAGGCGGUAGCAGAAGCGAACAGAUAAGACAAGUAUUCUCUGACGUAUUUGAAAGAAGUGUGGUAGCGUUGGACAGUCCUGAUGCGGCGGCACUUGGUGCUGCUUAUAAAGCAAUGCUCGCUACGGCCAAGCUCAAUGGUAAGGACGUUAUCGAUGAGAAUUGGUAUGAUAGGGCGUUACAGAUACUCUUACGGAGGGCGAGCGACUUUUGCGGAAUCAUAUAG